UGGGUGGUCUAACAUGAUUGGCUGAAUUACAGCUUACACGUGAACAUGCUCUGACAACAUCAGUUGAUAUCGUUGUAGCGGGACUAUACGUUUGGGGAUAUUUGUUUGAGUUGGUAGCACGGUUUCUCUCGGCUUGGCUUUACUGGUUGCACAGACUUCAAGUAACAACCAGGCUCUAACCAGUCACUGUGGAUACAAAAGCCAGAUAUUAUAUGUUUCAUUAACAUUGUAACAUGCUUGGAACUGAUGUGCACCUACUGCCAAACACAGGGAUGCAAGUUGAUUACACUACCUACAUACUUUCUUCCAGUCCACCUGGAACAGGACUGGAGUUUCUUAACAGCAACAUUUUCUGUGAACCGCUUUCCAGUGCUGAACGAAGCUUUUGUGCCCAUGCACCUCUUUAUAUUGAACAAUGUAUGAGCCGGAAGGCUUCAGGUGAUUUAAAACCAAUUAUCAUCCCAGACAGCCCACAGUCCAGUUCAGAACCAACCAGUUCAGAACCAACCAGCCCAGUAAAUCGUUCACCUCUACGGCCCCUGUCACCAGGGAAACAAAAGAAAAGAGUAUCUUUUGCAGACUGUUUUGGCUUUGCUUUGGCCACUAUUCGUGUUAUGACUGAACCUUCGGAUGUUCCUCCCCUAGUUCGUCCAGAGAUACUUUCCAGCCUUACAAAAGGAUCAUCAGCUUCAGUUACGAGCAUACCUCCAUUAAAGUUGUGCUUCACACAACCUGCAGCUGACUACGUUGCUUUCAGAGACCGUGUUGAAAAGAACUUUGUUUCUCUGGAGAAUGUAAUUCUCAAAGACUAUCAAGUUACUGGUACAGUAAAAGUAAAAAAUGUUGCAUUCGAGAAACAUGUAUACAUUAAAUGUACUUUCGAUUCUUGGAGCUCAUCAGGAGAUGUUGACGCUACCUACCUAAACACAAACGGUUGCAGUCGUUUCGACACGUUCACAUUUGAGAUGAAUGUACCAACAGACUUUGAUAUCAGAAAGCAGAUCCUCUUUGCUGUUGCUUACCGGACUGAUAACAAAGAGUACUGGGACAAUAAUUAUGGUAAUGACUACCUCAUUGUCUCAUCGUAUGCAAAUGAAAAUCCCAAACCAUCCAUUGAUUUUAAGUGUUCUGACAUUGAUACAACAUUUGCUAGUUGGAAUAGUAUGGACACAACAGUCCCCUAUUGGUGAAGCUUCGUAAGUUUCAUUAACUCCCCCAUACCGUCCAUCUGAUAGACUUGGUGGAAUAUGGUGUUUCAACAUACUCAGUUACUCACAAAAUCUGCCUGUUCUAAAGAGAGGGUAUAGAUUAUUGGAUGACAGUUGUAUUGGCAGAUGAACACACAAUGCUAAACAAAAUUGUUUUACUUUUUUUUUUCAUUCUAACCAGAGCUAAGCUGUGUCCAUGUGAGUUUAAAAGCACGUUCCAGCCAAUUAAUGAUGGAGCUAUGUAAUAUUUAUUGCUUGUGUGAUCUUAGUUGGGCUAGAUGGCUAUUAACUCUUUGACACAUUUGGGGUUGAUAUGGGACGGUUGUGCCCACUAAUCCUACCAAACAACAAAACCAGGUGCAUUCUUUCUACACUAGUGAAAGAUAUUUUCAUUUGACAAUACAAUAAGAAAAGAAAAAAAACGAAUAUACUUAUGGCAGU
Molecule: messenger RNA, 1649 nt
Organism: Octopus sinensis (East Asian common octopus)
Lineage: Eukaryota; Metazoa; Mollusca; Cephalopoda; Octopoda; Octopodidae
Product: protein phosphatase 1 regulatory subunit 3B
Exons: 3
Coding region: 234-1190 (318 amino acids)
Biological process (GO): regulation of glycogen biosynthetic process
Cellular component (GO): protein phosphatase type 1 complex
Molecular function (GO): glycogen binding; protein phosphatase 1 binding
Source: RefSeq, a predicted model, not a curated record